Messenger RNA from Chelmon rostratus (copperband butterflyfish), 3256 nucleotides. RefSeq lists its product as uncharacterized. Gene Ontology annotation, cellular component: mitochondrial outer membrane. Gene Ontology annotation, molecular function: protein homodimerization activity; channel activity; protein heterodimerization activity. Lineage: Eukaryota; Metazoa; Chordata; Actinopteri; Chaetodontiformes; Chaetodontidae. The transcript has 6 exons. The record is from RefSeq and is a predicted model, not a curated record. Gene Ontology annotation, biological process: mitochondrial fusion; extrinsic apoptotic signaling pathway in absence of ligand; release of cytochrome c from mitochondria. Bases 478 to 1092 code for a protein of 204 amino acids.
UCGCUUUUUGGUCAGUUGUAGAAAUGGUCAUGGAUCAAUGCCAACAAGACUCGCAAAGCUUUAACAUCACAAAAACGAGACUGGUCAGUCACACUGAUGUUCCUGGCGCAACAUUAAAUAUGAUGUUGUAGAAACAUCCGGUAUGUUACAGUUGCUACUUCAAUUAAAACAAGUACCGUAGAUUAUAACAGAGACGGGUUUUUUCUACUCUUGAUUAAUUGCUCAGAAAUGGUCAAUGUUUUCCAUCCAAAUAUAACUGAUUGACUGCAUGCUGAAAGCGUACUGCCGGGGAAACAGCCGGUGGCUGCUGUGCGCUCAUGUCACUUCCUCGUUCCUGUGAGGAAGACGAAAAGUUUGACGGGACGGAGAAGUCCGGACGAGUGGCUUUAUUCAGCUGAUUUAACGCUAAAUGUUGGAAGUUAACAUCUAGGUCCAGUUCCUCAUUCAUCGCUCCGAACUGACACAAAGUUUGAAGCUAUGGCUGACAGCCGAGAAGAGGAGAAAAGAGGAGAGCAGGAGCCUCAGGGCGCUGCGGGAGGGGAAGAUGUCAUUGAUGAUCCCAUCCUGGAGCAAGGAGCAGUGGUCCUCAGAGGGUAUGUGAUUGAACGUAUAAACACAGAGGAGCCUGGUCGACAUGUCUCCUCUGAGGAUCUUGGAGGAAGGCCAAAUGAACAACAGGAUCCACAAAUCAAAGAAGUGGUGGAACAUCUGCUGAAGAUUGCAGAUGAGUUGAACAGGAAUGCUGAGCUCCAACGACUGAUCAACCAGGUUCAGGGCAACUGUGCUCAGGACAUCUUCAUGAAGGUGGCCAGGAGCAUCUUUGCUGAUGGCAUUAACUGGGGUCGAGUGGUGGCUCUCUUCCAUCUGGCUUACAGGCUUAUAUACAAGGCACUGACCACCAACCAUCUAGAGAACAUCAGAACGGUCAUUAGCUGGGUGCUCCAGGUCAUCAGAGAGCAGCUCUACUCCUGGCUCGUACAGCAGGGAGGCUGGGAAGGGGUGAUCCGUGGUUUUUCUCGGUGGAGAACAGUAGCCAUAGCAGCCUCAGUACUAUUGGUGGCAACUAUUGUUUACUACAGGAAGACACGCUGAGACAUCAGACCUCAUGACCUGGCCUGCAGUCCCUGCAGUCCCUCCAGUCCUGGAUAAACGCAGCUUAUUAAUAAAGACAAUUCCUGGACAUUAAUUACAACCACUCCUCAACCUCCAUCUUAUUAAGCAGAGGAAGUCAGGAACUAGGGAAAGACCUACCUCCGUUCUCAGGUUUCCAAAAAAAAAAAAAAACGCAUUUACAGCUGCUGCUCACUAGGCAUUUCCAUCAUCCUUCACUCGCAGCUAUUCAGUUCUUUCCAUGGAAUUACUAGAGCUGCUGCAACACACCCUCUGUAGCCAUAUUGGAGGUGUUCAUCCCUUGUGCCCUACCUAACUAGGUCUCAGGUCCACAUUGGUUCUUGGUGGGGCCCAACUUAAAUUUAUCCAGGUUUUAUAUCUGAGCAAAAUGUUCCUCGAUGUUCCUCUACACAGGAAUGGUCUGGCUAAUGUAACAAUACCAUGGGUAUAUACGUGGCCAUCCCUUUGCGAUAAGAGUAUGUUUUUUUUCAUCACUUUGUCAAUGAGCCUCAGUCACUGUGGCUGGGGAACAGUGACAGAAGGCACAACUCAGAGCUGUAGCAAAUGUAGAUCACUCCAUUGUUGCAUUGGAUCCUUUCACAGCAAAUAAUUGCCUUAUCAUAGCAGCAGUGUCAUGUUGACUUCCUCUUGUGGCAUUAUAGCAGAAACAGGUGUUGCAAUUAAUAAAAUUUAGAUUGUAAUAAAUUUAAGAAAUCAUGCAGAUAAUGUAACAUAGUUGUCACUAGUAAGGUUAUGUAAGGGAUGUAUAUAUUUACGUAUCUUAAGUUGUCUAUACAGACAACAGUGAAUAAGCCCUGGACACUGGGAAUAAGUCUUGCUAUCACACAACUCUGUCAAAGUGGUUUAGUCUGUGAUUGCAGACAUUCAGUCUGUUAGUUAAGUAAUUAUUGUAUGUGGACACCCCUUACUGUGAACAGGCCUGAAUUGCACAGUGGCUCAAUUAUCUCGCUGAAUCCUGCUUGUAGAUUGAUGUUAGCAUUAACAUUGCCGGCUUCACUAACAAAGGCAAAAACCUACUGCUGACGCAGUGUUAAGCUAAUUUCUGUUGCCUAUGUCUUUCUGUGAAUGUGUCCCUGUUGCAUGGUAUGUAGUUGAUUGCACGAAACAUUUGACCAAUAUGUUGUUAAACCGCUGCAUUUGUAUAAAAGACUGGUUUGACUGUGGAACUCCUGUUAGCCUUGUUCAGCAGGUUUAUGACAGCCCAUCAAAUCACUAUCAUACACCACACAGACAAAAACAUAUCAAUGACAAUACCAAAUAUACAAAAACAAGAGAGGCAAAGGCAGCAGAACAAAUGUUCAAACUUAAACCUGCUGAUGACAAACGGAGUAACAACGUACAGUAGCUGUUCAGUCACACUUUGUUUGUAGUCUGACAGCAGAGAGAGGAGGAAGGAGAGAUUUUUCAUUUUUCCCAUUGUGUUUCACUGUGAAUGGUAAUAUUUUAGAGAACAAUCAGAAAAUGGCAUGUGUAUUAAAACUCAUUGUCUUUGGGGAGGGCACUCCUAAGCAGUGUUGUCAAAUGUACCCACAUUGUGUUAGCCUGAGGCGACUCCUCUGAUUGAGAACUGUGCCACAUUGGGGUACACUUGAAGACAUGCAGCGUGCAGCUCAUUGUAAUAGUUACUUUUGCUUACAAUAUUACAGAAUAGGCCUUCUGACCCAACAUCACGGUCUAGUUUUUUUUCAUCCAGAUCAUUUUUCCAGCUUGGUUGCUAUAUGCAGUUAUUUCAAUUUAAUUUUCACACAUCAACUUUUCCAACAGAUUUUCAUAAUGAACAGAUGCUAGUAGCAUUUUAAACCUUUGCGACUGUUAAAAAAAAAAAAAAAAAGGCUAUGGCCAUUCAUUUUUAGAUUUGUAAUAAUCUCUGUUUUAGAGUUUGAACUUAACACAUGAGAACGACCAGACUUUCAGCACAAGAAAUUGUUCUCUACAGUUCUCUGGGAAAACUGAAUUAAUUGUUUGAAAAUUGAUGUUGCACUUUUGAAAGGGAUAUUACACUAUUUAUCUGCUGUUGUGUGGUGUUUUUUCAAACAUGAUCUGAUGAUUAUUUUAUUGUUAUAGAGGAAUUAUCUGAUUGGACUCAACUUCUGUGAAUAAAUUGAAAACGUGUUAUACCAUUCAA